GGGAGGGUCGGUUUGAGAGUGUGUUUGGGUUCUGUGCAGUGAGUUGACUUCUGUGUCACAGGGACCAUGUCUUCGCCUCUGGAGAAGCCGCAGAUCAUCGCCCACGUACAGAAGUCUGUCAAUUACACUCUGUUUGACUGCAAAUGGAUCCCGUGCAGCGCCAAGUUCGUGUGUCUGGGGAACACGGCCAGAGGAAGCGGCAUCUUACAGAUCUACGAGAUCAACCACGGGGAGGCCAAGCUCGUCAAGGAGAUUGAAAAAGCAAGACCUUUAAAAUGUGGGACCUUCGGAGCAAGUUCUUUACAGCAAAGAAAUUUAGCAACGGGAGAUUUCGAUGGAAACCUCCAUGUGUGGAACUUGGAAGCCGCCGAGACUCCAGUGUACUCUGUGAAAGGCCACAAAGAAAUCGUAAACUGUAUAGAUGGAGUGGGAGGAUUAGGCAUUGGGGAAGGUGCCCCAGAGAUUGUAACUGGAAGUCGUGAUGGAACCGUGAAAGUUUGGGACACAAGGCAAAAGGAUGUGCCAGUUGCUAAUAUGGAACCAAUGGAAGGAGAAACCAAGAGGGAUUGCUGGACAGUGGCAUUUGGCCAUGCCUAUAAUCAGCAGGAACGUGCUGUAUGUGCUGGGUAUGACAACGGUGACAUUAAGCUGUUUGACCUCCGCAACAUGUCCCUUCGAUGGGAGACAAAUAUUAGGAAUGGGGUCUGCAGCGUUGAGUUUGACAGAAAGGACAUCAUGAUGAACAAACUGGUUGCCACUUCGUUAGAAGGAAAAUUUCAUGUAUUUGACAUGAGGACCCAGCACCCGACCAAAGGUUUUGCCAGCGUCUCAGAAAAGGCUCACAAAUCUACUGUAUGGCAAGUACGCCAUCUCCCACAAAACAGAGAUAUCUUCAUGACAGCAGGAGGUGCGGGAAGUCUCCAUCUUUGGAAAUAUGAGUAUCCAGCUCAGCGAACGAAAAAAGACUCUGAUGAUGUGGAUAUGGGAGUAGCUGGGACCGUCAGCCUCUUACAGAAUGUGACGCUAUCGACACAACCAAUUUCUAGCUUGGACUGGAGUCCGGAUAAAAAAGGAUUGUGUGUUUCCUCAUCAUUUGACCAGACUGUCAGAGUCCUGAUAGUUACCAAGUUGAAUAAACUUUGAUCCAGAUGUUUUAAACUGACCAAAAUAGCUCUCCAAAGACAAUAAGGAUCCAGGGUUUCAAAUUUGACAUUUGAAUAAUCGCGUCUCCGUCUCGAGGCCGAUCAUCUAUCUGUUACCCAUCUGAAUAUACUGCGAAAUGAAUCCAUAGUUUAAUAUUUCAUAUUGUAUUUCAUUGUCUUCCGUUCAGUGCCAUGACUGUGGCUUGGAAGUUUUUAUAUAAUGCAAGUGCCUGGUUAAUCUUUAUUUUGUUAAACUGCAGAACAAGGCUCCUAGGAUCUUGGUUAUAUGUUGCAAAUAAACUGCAGCUUCUUUAUUGUUCACAA
Spea bombifrons (plains spadefoot toad) is the source of this 1466-nucleotide messenger RNA. RefSeq names its product dynein axonemal assembly factor 10 (gene DNAAF10). Gene Ontology annotation, molecular function: ubiquitin binding. The transcript is spliced from 8 exons. NCBI's taxonomy places the organism in Eukaryota, Metazoa, Chordata, Amphibia, Anura, Pelobatidae. Bases 67 to 1143 code for a protein of 358 amino acids. The record is from RefSeq and is a predicted model, not a curated record.